CGAGCCCAGCGACAGCCAGUUCCUCUCCCGCCGCGCCGGGCCGCCAGCCUCUCGCUCGCCGGUCGCGGCGCCUCCGGGCCUGACGCGCUGCAGCCGCCUGUCCGCGGCGGGCGGGGAGGCCGCGCCACCCCAAGUUCGGAGUCCGCAGCCCCCGGCCGCACGCCCUCGGUCCCCGGCCCGCCGCCUUCCCCGCACGGGCCCCGCCGGGCCGCCCCGUCGCGCCCUCAGCUCUGAGCUCAAGUCACCGUGGAGCGCGGACGCAGCGCCCCGCAACUUCCCACCGCAAGCUGGAACUAUGGGAUGUAUAAAAUCAAAAAGCAAAGACAAUCUGAAUGACGAUGGAAUAGAUUUGAAGCCUCAACCAGUACGUAAUACUGACCGAACUAUUUAUGUGAGAGAUCCAACGUCCAAUAAACAGCAAAGGCCAGUUCCAGAUUCUCAACUUUUACCAGGACAAAGGUUUCAAACUAAAGAUCCAGAGGAGCAAGGAGACAUUGUCAUUGCUUUGUACCCUUACGAUGGCAUCCACCCAGAUGACUUGUCUUUCAAGAAAGGAGAGAAGAUGAAAGUCCUGGAAGAGCAUGGGGAAUGGUGGAAAGCAAAAUCCCUUUCAACUAAGAGAGAAGGCUUCAUCCCCAGCAAUUACGUAGCCAAAGUCAACACCUUGGAAACGGAAGAAUGGUUUUUCAAGGAUAUAACCAGGAAAGACGCAGAAAGGCAGCUUCUGGCACCAGGGAACAGCGCCGGAGCCUUUCUUAUCAGAGAAAGUGAAACCUUAAAAGGAAGUUACUCUCUGUCUGUCAGAGACUAUGACCCUGUGCAUGGCGAUGUUAUUAAGCACUACAAAAUCAGAAGUCUGGACAAUGGAGGUUAUUACAUCUCUCCACGAAUCACUUUUCCUUGUAUCAGUGACAUGAUUAAACAUUACCAAAAGCAGUCAGAUGGCUUGUGCAGAAGACUGGAGAAAGCAUGUAUUAGUCCCAAGCCACAGAAGCCUUGGGAUAAAGAUGCCUGGGAGAUCCCACGGGAGUCCAUUAAGUUGGUGAAAAGACUUGGUGCUGGACAAUUUGGGGAAGUCUGGAUGGGUUACUACAGCAACAGCACCAAGGUGGCUGUGAAGACCCUGAAGCCGGGCACCAUGUCUGUGCAGGCUUUCCUGGAGGAGGCAAACCUUAUGAAGACCCUUCAGCAUGACAAGCUGGUGAGGUUGUACGCCGUGGUCACCAAAGAGGAGCCCAUCUACAUCAUCACCGAGUACAUGGCCAAGGGUAGUUUGCUGGAUUUCCUGAAGAGUGAUGAAGGAGGCAAAGUGCUGCUUCCAAAGCUCAUUGACUUUUCUGCUCAGAUCGCUGAGGGAAUGGCAUACAUCGAGAGGAAGAACUACAUUCACCGGGACCUACGGGCAGCUAAUGUCCUGGUCUCUGAAUCACUCAUGUGCAAAAUCGCUGAUUUUGGUCUUGCUCGAGUAAUUGAAGAUAACGAGUACACAGCAAGGGAAGGUGCUAAAUUCCCCAUUAAGUGGACAGCUCCGGAAGCCAUCAAUUUUGGAUGUUUCACUAUUAAGUCUGAUGUUUGGUCCUUUGGAAUUCUCCUGUAUGAAAUUGUCACCUAUGGGAAAAUACCCUAUCCAGGGAGAACGAAUGCAGAUGUGAUGACUGCCCUGUCACAGGGCUACAGGAUGCCCCGCAUGGAAAACUGCCCAGAGGAGCUCUAUGACAUCAUGAAAAUGUGCUGGAAAGAAAGGGCGGAGGAGAGGCCGACAUUCGACUACCUACAGAGUGUCCUGGAUGAUUUUUACACGGCCACAGAGGGCCAGUAUCAGCAGCAGCCUUAAAGCCAGGAAGAGUCGGAGCCACACACAGAGACAGCUGCCUUAUUACAAAAGGAAAAAUAACAAUCACUAGUUGCACUAGUUACCCGUGUGCUGGAAUCAUCUGCCACCCCCGCUUCCUGAGAGUGAAGCUACAUUACUCAGGAAGAACACGCUGGAUGUGGGAAAGUGUUCUCAUUGCCUGACAAUGCCUACCAGUUUGCAGCUUGGACUCUUCCCAGUUGGCAGUCUGUUUUGCCAGACCAACAUCUGACAGCCUUCUGAGAAGAAAACACCUCUGCUGUCCAAAAAUGAACCCUCUUUGACCCCCUUGUUUACAAUUGGACAUGUAACUCAAAGGUUCAGAGGCCAUUUCAAUCAAUUCCAAAUAGCAGCAGAACUGAACUCACCUAUUAUCUAGGAUAUCAGAUGCCUAUCUGGACACUUCUCUGUAGUCUACCUAUGCUUUGGUGUAUGUUUAAAAUUACUAAUCCUACCUAUUAGGUGAAGUCAGAACCUUGAAAAUAGCUUUUCUGGAUUUUAGUGAUUGCCCCUCCUAAACCUUGAGGCUGUUAAACAUUUUCUUCCAAGGUGUGAAGCAGUGGCAGCCUUGGCCUCCUUCUGCCCAGGGCCGCUCCUGAGAUGCCACCUGCUGUGUUACCUGUGGGACUGACUGCCAGGGGCUUGCCCAAACCACCCAGGGGAGAGGAAAGCCUCAGAAAAUGCUCUCACUUGAGAAGACACCUUUGUAAUGAUACAAAAUUUUAGAUGCAACAAUUUUCUAUAUACAGACUUUUUUGACAAUGCCGUCUAGAAGUGUAGUAAGAUUUUCAUCUCUGCAGAACCUAUAAGGCCUUCUAAAAUGAAAAUGUUCUAUAUUGCUUCAAAUGUUUUCAUGAUCAAAUAUUCUUUAGUUGCACUUUGGAAAGUAAAAAGGCAUCAAAGGAUAAAAGAGUUUUUGUUUACUUUUUCUACUGUACACUCUGUGGAAAUUGGUCUCUGUGGUAUUUGGCUUUUGCUGUUUUGUAUAUAUCUAAUAUUUCUAUUUUUUUUAUUCUAUUUUAAUACACUUGG
Talpa occidentalis (Iberian mole) is the source of this 2884-nucleotide messenger RNA. It is a transcript of the gene LYN, whose product is annotated as LYN proto-oncogene, Src family tyrosine kinase. The coding region runs from base 296 to 1834 and encodes 512 amino acids. Gene Ontology annotation, biological process: protein phosphorylation; innate immune response; cell differentiation. NCBI's taxonomy places the organism in Eukaryota, Metazoa, Chordata, Mammalia, Eulipotyphla, Talpidae. Gene Ontology annotation, molecular function: non-membrane spanning protein tyrosine kinase activity; signaling receptor binding; ATP binding. The transcript has 13 exons. Gene Ontology annotation, cellular component: extrinsic component of cytoplasmic side of plasma membrane. The record is from RefSeq and is a predicted model, not a curated record.